CGGAACGCUGCCUGGCCAAGGUGACUGACACCCGUGUGGGCCAGCGUUUUCCCCGACACAACGCACAGAGAGAGCGCUGCUGGCGUAACUUAAUGACGCUGCGUGUGAAGCCUAUUGUCGGCGCAUCGCACUUAUCCGGAAGCCCAGCGGAGAAGCUGCACGCAAGAGAUCACGCAUAGACAUGUCGUCUGUACAGGCAGCACCAGCACCAGCAUCAUCCCAUCCGGGACCACGACCACAGCCAGCAAGCACACCUCCACCCGCGGACGACUCGGCAGCUGGUAAAGAGAACACUCAUGACUCGUCAAACCUUCCCAGCGGCACCAGCAGUAGCACCAAGAGGGCGUCGUGGAACCUCGACGCUCCAGUCUAUGUCCCACUAGAAGGGUCAGGACCCAAACCGCAAUCGGUCGGCGGAGCCCAAUCACGAGGUGGUCCUCCGUUCAGACCUCGUUCACUUGGUCGUAGGCCAGGCAGAGGAGCCAACCGAGGCUCGCCAUUCGCACCUUCGCAGUACGGUGGCCCAGCGCAAGUGCCGGCGUAUUAUGCGGUCCCGCCAGUUCAACCGGUCUACGCGACAGUGCCUGGUGAAGGAGCAUAUGGGCAGCCAGCAUCUUCAGUAGCACUGGUAUACCCGGCCACACAAUAUGCGGCAUACGAUCCCAAUGCCAUGUACAUGGCUGGCUUUAGCUCGGCGUCGAAUUUCGAACAAGGUACGGUCCCAUAUGUUUUCACCGACGAUUACGAUACCCCUGUCAUGUACAAUCAAAGUCAAGAUAUUGACUAUCGGACGGGCACGGAAUCCGACAAUCAGUCGAUCGCGGGUUCCAUCGGCGCGUCUUCCGACUAUACGCACGCAGACUCGUCCAUUUCAUAUAUGGGAUCCAUAGUCACGCAAGCGUCAAUGGGAAGCGGUGGUCGCCAAUCUGGACCUGGUGGAGGUCGAAGGAUAGAUCGGAAUCACAGAGGCUACGCCGCCAAGUCAAACUCAAGCGCUUCAACUCCGCCGGGUUCUCAGAACUCGUCGAAUACGGAAGAGAGGAGGAUGGAACAAAGACAGAAACAGAUCGACUAUGGGAAGAACACCGCUGGAUACCAGAGAUAUAUAGCAAUGAUCCCAAAACAAAGGAGAAAGAGAUCGGAUCCAGAAACACCGAAGAAGGAAACAAAAUGCAGUAAAAGAUGCUGGGACGGUCUUAUUCGCCAAUGGCGCCGGGAGCUUCACGCUUGGGAUCCACCGGAGGGUACUAGCGAGGAACAGACUGGCUGGGACUUACCAGGCAUGACACAGCAAAAGCCACGGCAGUCAAGUUCGCCGUUUGAUCCAUCUGCCAGACCAAUGAAUAUGUCAGAACCGCCACAACCCAUCGAUACUCGUUGGAGUAAGCCAUUGGCUGCAAGGAACCUUUUCGAUGACACGCCGAACCUAACCAACCCAGGCUUCCCGUCUUGGGCCGACUUCUCACUUGACGAGCUGGACCAAAAGUUUGCCAGAAAGCUGCGACCGAACGAGACGUUUGAAGGGUUUGGACUGAGCCCGCCCAAACGCGACACUCAGUACUCGUGGGCGCAGUUCGACAUUGAGAAGCUGGACGAGAAGUUUGGGCACAAGCUCCGGAUUUCGGAGGCGGUGGAAAUGGCUUGGGGGUAGGUGUCUGUGUACUUCUCCAGGUCUAUUGUCCACACUAAGUGAUGUCGUCAUUAGCGCUGUGGCCUCUCAGAAUCUUUCAGAUUCGCCAUUUACCCCGUCGCCUCGGUCUAAAGUCCUUGCGUCUCCAUUCAAAGAACCUACUCCGGUUGGUGCACACCUCUUGUCGCCGAUUUCCAAAAUUAACGAGGUUCAGUCACACUCGGUU
Molecule: messenger RNA, 1856 nt
Organism: Fimicolochytrium jonesii
Lineage: Eukaryota; Fungi; Chytridiomycota; Chytridiomycetes; Spizellomycetales; Powellomycetaceae
Product: histone RNA hairpin-binding protein RNA-binding domain-containing protein
Exons: 6
Coding region: 182-1651 (489 amino acids)
Biological process (GO): mRNA 3'-end processing by stem-loop binding and cleavage; mRNA transport
Cellular component (GO): histone pre-mRNA 3'end processing complex; cytoplasm
Molecular function (GO): mRNA binding; histone pre-mRNA stem-loop binding
Source: RefSeq, a predicted model, not a curated record